Messenger RNA from Crotalus tigris (Tiger rattlesnake), 3936 nucleotides. Its product is annotated as zinc finger and SCAN domain-containing protein 31-like. The record is from RefSeq and is a predicted model, not a curated record. The transcript is spliced from 5 exons. The coding region runs from base 902 to 2326 and encodes 474 amino acids. Lineage: Eukaryota; Metazoa; Chordata; Lepidosauria; Squamata; Viperidae.
CAGCAGGGUCUUUCCACUGACACUUUGGGAGGGGGGGUUUCCCUAUUUAACCCCUCUCCUCCCAAAACUGUCUUGCUAAAAGGAUCGUGUCUGUAUCGGAGGAAGACUCGGGACGGUGAUCUCGGCCCACUUCGUUAGCCAGCCCGGGGCUAAUGGUAGCUGGCAAUGGUCGUGAUAUAACCUUCACGAGCCUCCAGUUUAUUUUGUUUUCUGCUUUCCUUGUGUAUUUCGUGGCCCUAAAAAUCAUGUUGCAUUUUUUUCUUUCAUUUUUGCAUGGAAAAGAGGGUGUGGCAGUUUAUUAUUAUUAUAAUUAUAAUUAAAUAGUGUAAUCUUCGAUUGUCAGUAUUCCUUCCCUUUCUCUCAAGAUGUGCCUGUCUUGUGUUAUUUCAGAUGUUUUCACCUUUUCUGCCUUGUGACAGGAUCUGCAUCCCAGAAUACUUAUCUUUCUUCUGCUCUUCCAAAAGCUUUGGGACAAGACCCUCCUCCCCUAACUCAUAUAGCUAAGAUCAUAUAUCUACAUUUGAAAUAACUUCUUAUUGUUUUCUUGUACUGUUUCUUUUCCUAGUUCUUUCCCUCCUCAUUUUUAGAUUGUAAGAGCUUUGGGGCAGGGAACUGACCUCAUUCUUUAUGGAUAACCUCAUGGAUUGUUGAUUUUAAAAAAAGACAAAAAGAAUAAAUGGGAAGCAGAACAAAGCGACAGAAGAGACUGUAUCCCUGCAAAGAGAAAGCCAGCAGCAUUAUCUUUGGUGCCCUAAAUCCUUAUUUGCAUUUUUUAAAGAAUAUGCCCAGACUGCCUUGUUACAGAUUUCACUAGCCCCUGCCGAAGUCUGGCCCCAGAGCGCUUUGAGAGAGGCUGCAGCAGAGACCCAGCUGGUCCGUUGGCAGCUCCUUGGGCCACAAAAUGGCUGCACAGCAACACCCAAACAACAUGGCUGCUCUUUCAAAAGAGAUAGAGGACAUGAAAUGUCCCUUGCAGGUCCCAGUGAAAAUGGAAAUUCCCUGCCAAGCAGAUGACAGUGCAAAAGAGGGAGAGGGAAAAGGCCUUGCCACCAUUCCAUCUGAAACCAGUGAAGAUUUCACAAGAGCGGCAUCCAGGGUGAAGCAGGAACUGGCAGAAGAGCCACCGCAAAGUUGGGAAUGUCAGUGGCAAAGAGUGCUAGAGGUGGUGCCUGCUCCCUUCACCACUCCUGUCUGGGACAGCCUGCAGCUGCCUCCUUUGAUUCAAGGGGGCAGCACUGAGGCCUACUUGGCCACUUUUGAGCGUGUGGCAGAUGCUUCCCAAUGGCCACGGGAAGAGUGGGUGACUCGUCUUGUGCCAGUCCUUAGCGGACAAGCUCAGCAGGUCUAUUUCAGCCUGGAUGCAAAAGACAAAGCUGACUAUGGGAAGGUGAAGGUGGCCAUUUUGAGGCUGGAUGACUACCUCGCCAUUGAGGCGCACCGCCAGCGUUUCAGGCAUUUCUGCUACCUGGCUGCCGAUGGGCCUCGGAUGGCAUAUCAGCAACUGCAGGAGCUCUGUCACCGCUGGCUGAAGCCCGAAGGCCAGAGCAAGGAGCAAAUCCUGGAUCUGCUUAUCUUGGAGCAGUUCCUUGUCAUCCUUCCACAGGAAAUGCAGGACUGGAUUAGGGAGCGCAGCCCAGAGACGUGCGAUCGAGCAGUCGCCUUGGCAGAGGAGUAUCUGCAGGAGCAGCAGGAGACGGAGAAGUGGGCCCAACAGGUAACUGUGCCAAUUGAGAUGGUGAUAGUUAAUUCUCCCACUGUAGAUCAGGCCCAGUCAGAAGCAAAACAUCUCCACAAAGAAAACAAACAGGUUGACACUGAAAAUAGUAUUUCUCAAGAAGACAAUUUUGCCAGAAUGGGGGCAAAGGAUAUGCACCAAGGAGAGUUGGAGGCAGAGGAACGAGGAUGGAGGUCUCCAGAAUUUGGAGAGGUCCUUUUCCCAAAAGGCAGCCCCAGAAGAUCUCACGUAAGCAAGUGUGAUUCAGAAAGAUCACAGAAAGGCAGCCUUUCCACAAGGAUGAUGAAGGAUGAAGUGUUUGGGGGAGUCCCGGCUGACCUCGAAAUGAAACGACAUCUGUGUAAGGAGUGUGGGAAAAGGUUUCGGAAAAAGUGGGAUCUCAUCAGGCACGAAAGGAUCCACACGGGUGAGAAACCGUAUCAAUGUCCAGAAUGUGGGAAUAGCUUCAACCGGAACACAACCCUCACAAAACAUCUCCUCAUUCAUUCAGGAGAGAAGCCUCACCAGUGCACGUACUGCGGAAAGAGGUUCACACGCCGUUCACAUGUUGUGAAUCACCAGAGACGCCACUCGUGCCAAGGAAGAUCUUGACAAAAGGAUCUACUGCUUCCAAUUUGUGCAACAGAUUGAGAAGUCCUGUACAACGGGGGAAUAAAGGUAGUUUGGUUUGUGUCCUGCAGGGCUUGGAAUCCAGACCAGGUGUGGGAGUGGUGUGGAAUAAUGUCUAUUUGCUCUUUGUCCACAUCUUGAAUAUGAACAAAAUGUGUCUAAGGACACACACAGCUCUCAGGGGAAUCGAAUCAACUCUGUUGAGAGUGCAAAGGAAAAUCUGUACAUAUUUAUGCCAUUCAGUGAAGAUAGACUUCAUCCAAGUCAAAACUAUUCAUCCACAUUUUAUUUGAUCCAGAAUGGGAGUGAGGAGACUGAGUUCUUGUUUAUUUAUUUCGAAUUUUUGGACCGCUUGCUGGCUAGAAGUGAGUAUUUCCAUCACGUCACUGAUUCAACCCUUAGUAUAGAUGAGUGAAUACUCCUGGGAAAAUAGCUAAUUUUGAUCAGUAUUUUUGUAUCAGCUAAAGCCUUGUGAAAUCAGAAAAAUCCUUUUCCCUGCUUUGCUGUACCGAUGCCCAAAACAAAUGAGGCUCAUUCAGGAAGUAAGAUUUAAAGGCAAAACAUCUUCUAGUAAUGGAGCAGGCUGGCAAAAUGAUACUUGCCAACUAUUUUGGGAGGCAGUCCACAGAUUUAACCCAUGAAGAGAUGGGUUAACUCAGAAUAAAAGAAAUUCCAUGUUUUAAAGCUAGAGGCAAGACUGAUUGAUUGAUCAAGAAGCACUGGCCUGGUAUGCUCUUAAACGCAAAUUUAUAUCCAGAAUGUGUUCCCAUCAUGGAGACUUCAGUCCUUUUGCGCCUCAGACUGCUUAGAUGUAGGUAUACGUUUGGCAGUGCAAUUUGGGGAGGGAAGGCCAGAUAGGAAAACACAAAACAAAGUGGUCUCAUUGUAUGUUGUGCUUGCUGUGAUGGAUUUUUAUAUUGCUCUCUGGUAAGUUCUUAGCGGAAAUCACACUUUUACUGCAAGGUCAGAAAACUGGCCUUCCAGUGGCUGCUGAAGACAGCUCUCAGCCUUCCUCACAACUGGCCAUGCUGGAAUAAUGUAAAGUGAAACUGAUUUGGCUAUUUAACGAUUCAUUUUUUAUUCUGUACAGUAGAAAACCAGUGCAACAUUUGUUUACAUAAUAAGUUGUUUUCCCUUUUUACAAACAGUCUGAAAACUGCUUAAAGACACUUGAUUACAGAAUUCAUAAAUUAAUUUUCACAAAGACAAACAUCUGUUCUAAUAUAUUGUCAAAUCAUUUUGGCUUUUCAGGCUCUUAAAAUCAUAUUCUAAUUAAAAAUCUCCCAAUUUUUUCAGAGGAAAAAAAUUGACUUUUCUCCAAAGCUGGAUCCUUUUUAAAAACAGUACACCACAGAUAAAAUCUGGAAUAACUCCAAAUCUUAUGGUUUGAUCAUGUGGCCAUUAUGCGGGGAAUAUUUAUUUUCUAGGAAUGAUCUUUUAUAUAUUCUUCAGUUUCUAUGGCUGCCUUUUUAGCAUAUAUGAGAUAACUGCUAUCUUUAUGAUACAAAUUUUCAAGUUUAUUUUGUACACUAUCAUAAUCAACAAAGACUCAUGUCAGUUAACUUCAUUAAAAACAUUCUACCUUGAUGGUU